This is a messenger RNA of Talpa occidentalis (Iberian mole), 5499 nucleotides long. It is a transcript of the gene MSH4, whose product is annotated as mutS homolog 4. Lineage: Eukaryota; Metazoa; Chordata; Mammalia; Eulipotyphla; Talpidae. The record is from RefSeq and is a predicted model, not a curated record. Gene Ontology annotation, molecular function: mismatched DNA binding; ATP binding; ATP-dependent DNA damage sensor activity. Gene Ontology annotation, biological process: mismatch repair; reciprocal meiotic recombination. Gene Ontology annotation, cellular component: nucleus. The coding region runs from base 63 to 2945 and encodes 960 amino acids. The transcript is spliced from 21 exons.
CCUCGCGCUCCGCGACGCGACGGUCGGGAAUCUCAGUACUGGAGGCGGCGGGGUUUGUGAGGAUGUUGCGGCCUGACGGCACGGCAACCUCGCCUGGCGCCCCGGCGUCUUCCCCAUCGCUAGGGGCGUGGUCACAGGGCCCCCGUUAUAAUUUCGGACUUCAGGAGACCCCUCAGCGCCGUCUGGCGGCCCGGGCCGCGGCGCCCAUCACUCUCGACACGUCGGGCGCGGCCGCCGACCGCAGCAGCAGCAGCAGCAUCCCUGGCCGCCCGCCCAGCGCCGGGCUCGCUCGAGGUUCAUACUUUGGAAACAAAAGAUCUUAUGCAGAAAACACAUUUGCAUCAGAUUUUACUCUUGGCACAAGCUCAUCUUCUGUACGAGAUAGUAAUUACCCUCAGAUCCUAAAAACUCCAUUGUCUGCUGAAAAUGCCCAGAGAUCAGCGUAUAAAACUUGGACACCACAAAUGGGAUAUUCAGCUACAUCCUCAUCUGCAGUUUCUGCACACUCUCCAUCAGUUAUUGUAGCUGUUGUAGAAGGAAGAGGACUUGCCAGAGGUGAAAUAGGAAUGGCAAGUAUUGAUUUAAAAAGUCCACAAAUUAUAUUAUCUCAGUUUGCAGACAACACAACAUAUGCAAAGGUUAUUACUAAACUCAAAAUUUUAUCACCUUUGGAAAUAAUAAUGUCAAAUACUGCAUGUGUUGUGGGGAAUUCAACCAAGUUGUUCACAAUGAUCACAGAAAAUUUCAAGAUAGAUUACCUCUAUGAGGUUUUAAAGAUGAUUGCUGUUGCCUGUGGACUGAUGUCAUCCCAGCUUAGUCAACUCAAAGAUAAGAAUGUUAAUUUCACUACUAUCCAAAGGAAAUACUUUAAUGAAACAAAAGGAUUAGAGUAUAUUGAACAGUUAUGCAUAACUGAAUUCAGCACUGUCCUAAUGGAGGUUCAGUCCAAAUAUUACUGCCUUGCAGCUGUUGCAGCUUUAGUGAAGUAUGUUGAAUUUAUUCAAAAUUCAGUUUAUGCACCAAAAUCCCUGAAGAUCUGUUUCCAAGGUAGUGAACAGACAGCCAUGAUAGAUUCAUCAACAGCCCAAAACCUUGAAUUACUAAUUAAUAAUCAAGAUUGUAGGAGUAAUCAUACUCUCUUUGGUGUUCUAAAUUAUACUAAGACUCCUGGAGGUAGUAGAAGACUUCGCUCUAAUAUAUUGGAACCUCUUGUUGAUAUUGAAACCAUUCACAUGAGAUUAGAUUGUGUUCACGAAUUACUUCAAGAUGAGGAACUCUUUUUUGGACUUCAGUCAGUUAUAUCAAGAUUUCUUGAUACAGAGCAACUCCUUUCUGUUUUAGUCCAAAUUCCAAAGCAAGACACGGUUAAUGCAGCUGAAUCAAAGAUAACAAAUUUAAUAUACCUAAAACAUACAUUGGAACUUGUGGAUCCUUUAAAGGAUGCGCUGAAGAACUGCAAUACACCUUUAUUAAGAGCAUACUAUAGUUCCUUGGAAGACCAGAGGUUUGGAAUCAUACUUGAAAAGAUUAAAACAGUAGUUAAUGAUGAUGCAAGGUACAUGAAAGGAUGCUUGAACAUGAGGACUCAGAAGUGCUAUGCAGUAAAGUCUAACAUAAAUGAAUUUCUUGAUAUAUCUAGAAGAACAUAUACAGAGAUUGUAGAUGACAUAGCAGGAAUGAUAUCGCAACUUGCAGAAAAAUACAGUCUUCCUUUAAGGACAAGUUUUAGCUCUGCUAGAGGAUUUUUCAUCCAGAUGACUACAGAUUGUGCAGCCCUACCCAGUGAUAAACUUCCUUCAGAGUUUAUUAAGAUUUCUAAAGUGAAAAAUUCUUACAGCUUUACAUCAGCAGAUUUAAUUAAAAUGAAUGAACGAUGCCAAGAGUCUUUGAGAGAAAUAUAUCACAUGACUUACAUGAUAGUGUGCAAACUACUUAGUGAGAUUUAUGAACAUAUUCAUUGUUUAUACAAACUCUCUGACACUGUGUCAAUGCUGGAUAUGCUGCUGUCAUUUGCUCAUGCCUGCACUCUUUCUGACUAUGUUCGGCCAGAAUUUACCGAUACUUUAGCAAUCAAGCAGGGAUGGCAUCCCAUUCUUGAAAAAAUAUCUGUGGAAAAACCUGUUCCCAACAAUACCUAUAUUACGGAAGGGAGUAACUUUUUGAUCAUAACUGGGCCAAAUAUGAGUGGGAAAUCCACAUAUUUAAAACAAAUUGCUCUUUGUCAGAUCAUGGCCCAGAUUGGAUCAUAUGUUCCAGCAGAAUAUGCUUCCUUUAGAAUUGCUGAACAGAUUUUUACAAGAAUCAGUACUGAUGAUGAUAUUGAAACAAAUUCAUCAACAUUUAUGAAGGAAAUGAAAGAGAUAGCAUAUAUUCUACAUAGUGCUAAUGACAAAUCAUUGAUAUUAAUUGAUGAACUUGGCAGAGGUACUGAUACAGAAGAAGGUAUUGGCAUUUGUUAUGCUGUCUGUGAAUAUCUACUAAGUUUAAAGGCAUUUACACUCUUUGCUACUCAUUUUCUGGAGCUAUGCCAUAUAGAUGUCAUGUAUCCUAACGUAGAAAACAUGCAUUUUGAAGUUCAGCAUGUAAAGAACACCUCAAGAAAUAAAGAAGCAAUCUUGUAUACCUACAAACUUUCUAAGGGACUCACAGAAGAAAAAAAUUAUGGUUUAAAAGCUGCAGAGGUGUCAUCACUUCCUCCUUCAAUCAUCUUGGAUGCAAAAGAAAUCACAACUCAAAUAACUGGGCAGAUUUUGCAAAACCAAAAGAGUACCCCUGAGAUGGAAAGACAGAGAGCUGAGUACCAUCUAGCUACUAAACUUGUUCAAAUUGCUCGAAACUCUCAAUUGGAUCCAGAUAGUUUACGAACAUAUUUAAAUAAUCUCAAGAAGAAGUAUGAAGCAGAUUUUCUCAGGGUUGAACAAGUUUCAGGAAGCACUGAAGAAUAAUAAUUCAUAUCUCUUACUAAUGAAAUAAUAUAUCUUAAUAUGAGGAACUUAGAAUUUAUUUUUCUUGAAAGUAAAAGAAAAUAUUUGCUAAUUUUUGUAAUUGAAAAUUAUAUUAACCAGUUAUAUAGAGAAUUGUCAUUUACAUAUUUUAUAUAAGAAAAAUAUUAUGGCAAUUAUUUUUUGCCUAUUAAAUAGUGAACACUGUUUAACUCAUGGUUAUGUUAGAAAAAGUCAACAUGACACUUUUUUCUCAUUUAUGAAAAUUUAUGUUAUUAAGUGUUAUACUUACGAGUUAUAGUUUAAAAUGUAUAUUCUUAAGCUUUAACAACUUUUUCUCAAGGCUGGAAACUUUUGUAAGUUUUUCUACUAUAUUGUAUUCUAAGGCAAUAAUAUCCUUGAUAAUUUCUGAAAUUAAUAUCACCAAAUUCCAAUGCCUCUGAAGUUAUCCAAAGGCCUCUGAAGUUCUUUAAAACAAUGUUGGGAAUUAUAAGGGCUUUUUUUUUUUUUUUUGACAUUCAGUAUGGUUCUAAUAAGUGAAAAUAUUUUAUGAUACAGAGUGCGCUUCUGGAAAAGGGAGUCACCAUUAUCUACGCUUUCAAUUUUCCAAAUACUUGGGUAUUCCAUUUUUUACUGAGGAAUACCUUCUCUAUUCCAAGUAUUCAUUUUUGGCCAUCUUCUUUAGGCAAUUAACAAAGACAGAAAAGUAAUAUUCUCAAGGAAUUUUUAUAGAAUUACAUUUUAAUGGGCACAUAGUUUACAUACCAUUUCAAAUUUAUGCAUAGAUCAUUCUUGUUUUCUAAAUGGACAAAAUAAAAUGGAAUACCACUAGUUCUGAAGUGUAAGUCUUCUCAAACUUAACCCUAUUUCUACAGUUCCAUCUCAGCAGAUGAUUUAUACACAUAAUCUCAGCCCACUGGGAAAAGAUAAGGAAAUUAGUCUUUUCUUAGACAACUAAAUAACUCCUAGUCAAGGCGUACAUUCUCUAAGCUGUAGUAUUUGGCCAAAUUUAUUUUUUACUGAUUGCAUGGGCCUCUACUUUUGAUUAGCAUGUGCAUAUUUUAUUUUACCAAAUUUAAUGUUAUUCUUUUUUUUUACUUUAAUUCUCAGCAUUCUAAGUACACAUUAGUACUCAUAUAUAUUGAAAUAUAUUUUGAAUUAUAUACAUAACAUUUUGGUAAAUUCUGUGUGAAUUAGUGUUAAUAUUUACAUUUGAUGUAUAGUAAGUGUCCUGUUAGACUACUUAUAAUCCCUAUUUCAUGUUUUAGAGAUACCACAGUAUUUAAAUUUGACCACUAAACACAUUUUAAUUCACAGCAACUGAAUCAUAUUUUAUGUGGUCAUUUUUAAAAGCAGUUAGAUAAUUUAGGCUUGUGGUAAAUUUCUAAAAGGCUCUGAGGAGGAAAGGAACAUUGUAGAUUGGGAGGUCAGGGAAGAAAAGGGACAAAACAGCAAAAGACAGAAGGGAAUCAAGCAGUGGAAGAAAAACAGGCAAGCGGUGACAGAUGCAAAGCAUCAAAUACACUGAAUAUCAUCUCAAAUGUAUUAACUUCCUUUUAGAUUUAACCCAAUGUUAAAUUUUACCAGACUUUUAAAUUUUUCAUCAUUUAGCACUUUUGAUGUAAAACCUGAAGCUCACUGAUUAAUCCCUUUCACUUCAGAUUUAGGACACUGAAAUAAAAAUAGGUUUAUGUUAUCUUAAAAUUAAAUUACUUUUUUCUUAAAUCAUUUUGUGUCUUGCAGAAACAUACCCAAAAGAAAAUCAAAUGAAGAUGUAAUUAUUAUGUAAUGGUAUUAUAGAAUAGAGGUGAAUAGAAGGGGGAGAAAAACCAUUCUUUAACUUUAAGGUCUAUUUGCUCUAUAUGUCAGUACCUCUUCGCCUUUGCCCUUCUCUAAAAUUAUAGAUCAUUAUCUCAUAAUCCACCCUUUUAAGAUAAAAUUCCAUAAUGUUUUCAUAAACAUCUUUAAUUUCCACCUCAAAGCCAUUUUUUCAGUUUGUUCCACCUUUUUCCUUGCAAGGUAAAUUCUUGAAUAAAGUAAUCUUUUUAAAGUCUAGGGGUAAGGUAUGUGGGGAUAGAAGUAAAAAGCAGUUUAUCCUCAUGGCUACAUUAGUUUAGAGUUUAUCUACAGAAAAAAUAACUUUCUUUGGUAUAUAGUUUUAUAUUUUAGCAUAUUUGGUGAUUUAUGUAACAACUAUCACAGGAUACUGAACAAUUUCAUCACCCCCUAAAGAUUCUCUUAGUAUUGUCUCUCUGUAGUUCAAUCCUUUCUUGAUCCCUAACCUUAAUUCAGCAAUCACUGAGAAUGGUUAAGCAUUCCUUUCCUAUUGUUUUUUUUCCAGGAGGUUCAACAUAUGCUAUCAUAAGGCAUUUAACUUUUUGAGGCUGACUCUUUUUACUCAUGAUAAUACAUUUUAGGUUAAUCCAUGUUAGUGCGCCUUUUUGUUUCUGACUAUAUUCCAUUGUUUAUAUAUGUGUAUAUGUACAGUGGUUUAUCUGCCUCACAAAUUGAAGGUCAUUUAAAUUUCUGUUUUUUGCUGAUUGUGAAUAAAGCUGUU